Messenger RNA from Pocillopora meandrina, 4485 nucleotides. The record is from the annotation of a GenBank genome assembly. NCBI's taxonomy places the organism in Eukaryota, Metazoa, Cnidaria, Anthozoa, Scleractinia, Pocilloporidae.
AUGCAAAGAAAGGAAACUAUGGAAAGAAAGGCGCACCGGCCUUCAAGAGUGGAUUUAAGAAUUGGAGUCUCAAUUUUACUUGCCUACGGUAAGUGCGAAAGAAUUGAUAUACAAAAAUUUGAUAAGGGUAAAAUGAAAGAAAAACGCAGAAAAAUGACAGAUUUGGUUAUGCAAUUGGUUAACUUGAUUCAUAUUCGCGUGGAAAGCUUCGAACUCGUUAUUCUGGUUUUCAGAAAUAAAGCUAGAUCGGGGGUUUUUAAUUUUUGAAAUUCGUCAUUGUCAAUUCAAGUUUUGAUGCUUUUCGCAUUGUCCUUUCAUUUGCAAUGUUUUCUACGACCUCAGAUUUUUUUAUUCCAGAAAUUUGCGAUCUGUUACAUUGCACUUGAGAUUUUGAAAACAAAGUUGAAAAUUGAGUUAAUUUUCUCAGGUGUCAGAAUCUUUUAUUAGUUUUCUGAUAUAUAUGCAAAAUCUAUAACAUCGUAUUAGUCUUUUUUACUUCCGAAACUUGAUGCCUUUUCGACAUUUGAGCCAGAUUUAUUUACCCCUCAAAAGCUUACUUUGUAUACAUUUGCCAGUAAACACCCUAGAUAAAACUUUAACGGCAGAGAAAGAGAUAAAUCUUAGUUUUUUCUUGAUCUAUUUUAACUUAAGAUAAAUUUGAUAUAUCUAAAUUUGCGAGACGAUUUCCAAGCCAAUCUUGCAUACUAAUUAUGGCACCGAUCAGAAGAAAUCGUUCUGUGUGACUGAAAACAGUAGACAGUGUGCUGAAUGAUCAAGAUCAUUUUCUGUCGCUAGUGUUUUACGUUUCGUCGGAGGACUUUCUGGGAUAUAAACCGACGUAAAUUUUGGUUUGAGACCUCUUUUAGCCGUAGGAUUGGCGCAUGAUUCAUACAGAUUGUUAGUCGGAACUCCAAGAUUUAAAUGGACAUACUUAGCUUCGGUUGAAGUGUUCUGUGACAUUACAGAAAAAGAAAUUAAGUCAAAUGGUUGUUUUCUCUCCGAUCUUUUUUGCCGUCAAGCCGCCAGUUCAGUUUUAAGUAGUUUUCGUCAUUUUUCUUCUUUGUUAUUAUUAUCAUCCUCAUUAUCAUCACAAGUAUCAUUAUUAUUAUUAUCAUCAUUACCAUUAUAAAUACCUUUAUCAUUAUGAUCUUUUCAUCAUUUUUGUUACUUUAUCAUUAUAAAUGGUUAAUUUUCAAACUAAAUCACGUGAAUAUCUGAGACUGCGCACUUAGCUACGUCAGAUAAAAAUAAUGGGAUAGAAAUCAAAGAUAUUUUAUCCUUAUUGUUUGUACCAUUUAUUUUACAAAACAGAAAUGUUACAUCAAGUUCUUAUGCAUUUUUUUUUAUCAUGGAAAACUUACUGACCGUCUGGUAACACAACUUUUGAUACUGAACAAGGACUCUUCAUAAAACGUUAUCAAUUAUUUUUGUUGCCUCCUAGCGAGCGCCGUUGUAAGAGGCAAACUUUUGGUCUUUCAAUUCUAUCAAACGUUAUUGUUUAAGGUCCACUGUAUGAUAAUAACACAGCCUGAACUGCUAAUUUAUUCAGGAUAGUUUUUAUGUUAUCUUUUUUUUCUGAAUCUCUUUGAAGGUCUAACAAGAGUAACAUUAACUCAAGCCCAGUUUACAGGUAUAGUCCGGUUUUUCUGGCCAUUUAUGGAAAAAAUGAAAAAAAUGCUAUACAGAAACAAAUCAUCAAACCAAUUCAAUAGGGGACAGUUGCUCUUAUUUUACACGUAAGACUAAUUUUGCUCUUUCACCUAGGAAGAUUGCUCUUUAUCCUUUCAUAGCACAGUGCAAGUUUCCGUUAUGUCUAAUUAAAAUAGUCAUGUCCUUACGAAUGCGCGGAACGUUCCUUUUUAAAGUUCAAGUAGUAAUGUCAUCAUCCUCACUAAUUACCUGACCAAGACCAAGAAAUAAAGGCGAUGUUUCUGAGUUUAUGAAUCUGUUAAAAUUAUUUAUAUGAAGCCUCCCUGGCCCCAGGUCCGGGAAAAAAAAUCGUUCUAUUGAAGAAGUUUAAAAAAGGGGAGUACUAUAAUAACACUUGAGAUAUCAUAUAAAUAAACCUUUCUACAUCUCUCUGCUCUGUUUUUUAGCGUGCACAACCCGCGGAAAUUACACAGAUGAUGUUUAUAGGGAAGUUCCGAUAAAAAAUGCGAGAACAAGUGUGAAAAUCAGCAGUCCAGACUUCCCCAAGUCCUAUCCAAGGAACAUACAGUGUACAUGGAGAAUAAUCGCCCCAUUCGGUCACAAAGUUAGGCUUUCGUUUCUUGAAUUUGACCUAGAAGGAACUUACAUAGAGACAGGUUGUCAUGACUAUGUCAGUGUGAGGUGAGUGUUUGAUGACAGACAAUCACCGUGAGGAUAUCAGUUCCUAUUUUGCCGGCUGUAUUCCAAAAUUCCAACGUCUUAUUAAGGUCACAGUAGUGUCAGACUAAAAGAUGUUUCUUUUCAAGGUCUUCAUGGGAUAUUCGGGGGUGUCCCAAAUGUCAGAUAGACAUAUCUACCUUGGAAAUAGAUUAAGGCAGUUAUGGGAGUGGGUUAAGUCUGUUUGCUUUAUCCUUUCAACAGAAAGCAUUUUCCAUGCGGUGUUUAACACUUCAGCUUCACUGCAACCAGGUCAAAUACCUUAACCGACGUUUCAAUGUUUUCGUAUUACGGCACAGAAUGACAAAUUUGAACCUUCCAGUUAUAGGCGAUUUAGUGAAUUAAUCGUAAGUUUACGGCCAUUAAUAUUCGGUGAUGAUUAUCAGAGAAGUAUUCGAUGCUGUGCUGUUAUCAUAGGCAUACAAUUCUAACAUGCCGUUGGUGUAUUUUUCACUGAUCAUGUUUUUUUUAGUCGUAUUCGAAAAGUAAAUUUAAUAAUUUAUGGACGCUCAUAAGAAUGCAGAUUUAGUUAUCCACCAGACGUAACAAUACUUUAUCUUACCUUCUGUAGUGACGGUGGGUUAGAGUUUAGAGACAGCAAAGUCGUUAAAAGGCGUUGUGGCUCGACCAAACCUUCAAUGGUUAUUUCUAGCGGCACAGUCCUUUGGUUGAGAUUUCUCACAGAUAAGGAGGUGGAACAGACGGGAUUCGUUGUCAAAGUACUUCCUGUCAGCGGUAAGGUUACCGAUUAAGAAACAAAGAAAUAAACAAAAAGCGAUUUUGAGAAAGAGUGAAGAGUGAUCGUAUCACUGAACUGAAUGCAGGGUGGGGGGGGGUAAGUUUCUUUUCAACAAUUUUGUACUUAAUGAUCAGUGGUGGAAAUUUAUAAACUAACCCUCUUUGUAAUUUACGUUACGGUCAGUAUCAACAAUGAAAACAACAAUGGCAACAAGAAAAACAAAAAUAAGGGAAACAGUGGGAAAAACUUGGCUCAAAUUCCAAAACAAGAGCCUAAAGGAACCGUUAAUCCCGUUGAUCAAAUUAGUUCAGACCCUUUAUGCUCACAGGUAUUAGCAAAGGCAGUGUUUUAACCAGUGCUAUAUCAUCUCCAUCGUUCCUGCUAUCUCAUUUCUCAUUCAUUGCAGUUUAUUUUCAAACCAGAAUGUAGCUUUGAGUUGCUAUAACACGGGAAAGCAAUAAGAGCCUCGCAGUAAUUUCUUUACCAAAUAAAAAAAUAGUCCCUUCAUCCUUGGCAGCCUCGACCUCCAAGCGCCAUAUCGCCAUUGGUGUCCUUCUCGGCGUGCUUCUGCUCAUUCUCAUGGCUAUCAUUCUCCUUUGCCGCAAACGAUUCCGAAAGCCAGACAAGAACGCACGUAAGGUCCAUAAGUACCAGGAGCUUCCUAUUCCCACGGAAACAGAAGCCGAGCAAACAGACCCUCCAAAUGAUGUACCAGGAUUACCCAAAGAGGAUACCUGGAGUAACGCCUCCAAAAACGCUGAAGCGUCGGGAUAUUGUCCCCUUUCGGAAGAAGUGGGCAUGGUUGAGCCCAAGGAUAGUUGUUCAUUUCGUAAAGGUUCUUCAAAGAAGGCCAGGGAGGACGAAAGUGACCAGCUAGAGUAUACAGAAUUGCUUACUGUCGUGUGAACGGAUCUCGAUAUAUUUAAGCAAAGUUUCGGUUCAAAUGGAACCAAUGCAAAUUCUGGUGAGUUAAGACUGUAACACGUAUUUUGACAGUAAACAACUGACGAAAUACCUUUUCUUAUUCCGCAGCGGCCGAAAUAUGUUUGAAAAAUAAUGCUUCUUGGUUCUUGCAACGAGUGUAUUAUAUCUAGAUAAUGGGAUUUGCCAUAGCGUGUUUAGGAAUAUGUCAUCUGUCCAAGUGUUACACGAUAUCUGUCCCUUUUUUUCAAUUGGCAGCCACUGACUAUCAGCGUAGUAAGACUUACUCAAAUGAUAACUUUUGUUUAAGCAAAACAGUUAUCAGAAUUUAUAGGAGAAGAGGGAGGUAGGUGGCAUAUAGAUAUCGGUAGUUCUAUAAACCGUAAAAAAACAAAAACAAAAACAAAAACAAAAAAGCAAACAAACAAAUUCCUUGACACUAUAUUAUCAACCGACGU